Messenger RNA from Pochonia chlamydosporia 170, 1452 nucleotides. RefSeq lists its product as hypothetical. NCBI's taxonomy places the organism in Eukaryota, Fungi, Ascomycota, Sordariomycetes, Hypocreales, Clavicipitaceae. The coding region runs from base 1 to 1452 and encodes 483 amino acids. The record is from RefSeq and is a predicted model, not a curated record. The transcript is spliced from 2 exons.
AUGGACCAACUUCAUCUUACUCACUCUCUGGCGGACGCUUUCAACGCUCUUGCCGACGAGGUCCAGAUCCUGGCUGAUCGAAAGACCGUCCUCGAGCACAAGUUACGGUUUGCACACGAACAGUUUCAGUACUUGGCGGACAAGUAUGCAGCAGGAACUCCAGAAAUAGCGGAAACGCUGGCCAAGCUACAGCUUCCACCACAUACCUCUGUCGACGAUACCACACCCGUUCCCCUACCUCAACGACGCUCCACACCGCAGCCGCUACACCAAAUCGCAGUCAUCAUUCGUGACGGGCGGCGGAUGGCUAGCAAACUGGUCUCACUGAGCUCUUCAAGCAAGACGACUGGCUCUAGCAGAGAGACUCUGUCCCACACAUCACAAGACCAGACAUCCAUGUCCACAGCGUUGGAACAGGACUUUACUGUAGAAGGGAAGAAGGGUAAUUUGCAAUGCCCCUUCUCCAAGGAGGCGUCAGUCGGUGGCACAAAUGAUGGCGAGAGCAGACAGAGUGUCGAUCACACACCUCACAGUUCUGCAGACCCCAUAUGUGCGGCCAUGUUUGAGGAGGCAACCUCACAACCUGCCCCCAAUGGCGCCGCCUCCUCCAAAUGCCCAAUUCGUUUCAUGGACAAGCACUCUCCCGAGGAGAUUGCACAUUACGUGGAAACCCACAAACAUGAGCUUCCACGUAGCCACGAGGUCUGUUUGCGUCGAUACCAGCGCAAUGAGACACAAAUCAGAAAGCUGGACUCCAAAUACGGCAAUAUUGUGAGCAUGAUUGAAGGGCUUAGCCAUCUACAUCAACCGAUGCUUCCAGAAUCCGAGGAACAGCUGCAGCAACAGGGCCAAGGAGAUGGAGAUUCCAACGGUCGAGUGGAAACCUGGGCACAGGCUGUGAGUGGCGGAGGAGAAUCCGAUGCCAAUGAGGUAUUGGCGCCGCUUGACGAAGAUCGGCAGAGCCAUUUCGAUCGACCUCUGAAAGAAGUUCGUGUUGGAGAAUCACCCAGCCGGCCUUGGGGUAUAUCUGUACCCAUCUACGAAACUUCGAACCACAGAGAUGACCAUCCUCUAUCACCGCCUCCGGCCCCUGUGCGGAUGCCAGGCUCCACACAAGGCGAUGAACCAGCUGCUACCAGUGGAGCAGGCAAAUGCCCCUUUGAUCAUACAAAGUUUUCUGCAGGCUUUGCAGGGCCACCGCCGUCCACCCCAAAGCCUGAGGUCAAGUCUCCUCAACCGACACGCGGCUUUGAGGAUACGCCUUUUACCAGUUUGAAAGAGGCACCGGCCACAUCCGCAUCCCCUCCACUCAAACCAACCUUUAUAAACCCAGACGCAACACAUGCCGAGGGCAGUGGAGGACCACAAAUGAUCUUCACUGGGCCAGUCUUCAUUGGAUAUCCAAUGGAACAGGCUAUUGAAUUUAUGAACCGCUAUCGAGGACCUCAGUGA